Molecule: messenger RNA, 623 nt
Organism: Phymastichus coffea
Lineage: Eukaryota; Metazoa; Arthropoda; Insecta; Hymenoptera; Eulophidae
Product: small ribosomal subunit protein eS10-like
Exons: 3
Coding region: 122-598 (158 amino acids)
Cellular component (GO): cytosolic small ribosomal subunit
Molecular function (GO): RNA binding; structural constituent of ribosome
Source: RefSeq, a predicted model, not a curated record
UACUAUAAUAUAUCGAUAAAUCAAGUUUCCGUGAACAUUUCAACAUCCAUAAUAUUGGUGUUUUCGCAGUAAUUAGUUUGAAACAAGUUGUGUUUAGUGGCAAUUGAAUCUUACAGAGAAAAUGUUGAUGCCAAAAAAGAAUCGUAUUACCAUUUACGAAUACCUCUUCAAAGAAGGUGUAAUGGUUGCGAAGAAAGAUUACCAUGCACCAAAACACCCAGAGUUGGAAAAUAUUCCAAAUUUACAAGUCAUAAAAACGAUGCAGUCUUUAAAGUCUCGUGGCUAUGUUAAGGAGCAAUUUGCCUGGAGGCACUUUUACUGGUACUUGACAAAUGAUGGUAUUGAGUACCUCAGGCAAGAAUUGCACUUGCCACCGGAAAUUGUUCCAGCUACGUUAAAGAGGAAACAACCAACGUCUGAAAGCGCAAGAAUGAAGCCUCCAAGUGGCCCUAGAAAUGAAAGCUCGCGACCUGCUGAAGAUCGCGCUGGUUACAGACGUGGACCUGGAGGUCCAGGUGACAAAAAAACUGAUGUUGGUGCAGGAACUGGGGAACUGGAAUUCCGUGGUGGUUUUGGACGGGGAAAAGCUCCUCAAUAAAUGAUUUUUUCUAUAUAAAUUACAA